AUGGAGCUUCAUGAGUGGCUAGAAGUAGGCCGUAUUCGGAUCCGGGCGUUGAGAAGAAUUGAUACGCAUCACCAAGCCGGUGGCGAAAAAGACAAAGAAGUGAGAGGCGAAAAAGACAAAGAAGUGAGAGGCGAAAAAGACAAAGAAUUGAGAGGCGAAGAGCUAAUCAAAAGUGUAUGCGAGGACAGGGGAAACAAAGAAUUGUGCGUGGAGGUGCUUUCGUCGGACCCAUCGAGUGAUAACGCCACACUACAGGACCUGGCAAUGAUAUCGCUGAAGACAGCGGCGGAAAACGCCAGCGGCAUAUUGGUGGACGCGAAGAGGAUGAUCGAUGAUCAGGAUUUGGAGCCAGGAAUACAACAGGGCCUGGCUGAUUGCGAGGAGAAUCUGUUGGACGCAGAAAGUCAAAUUCAAGACGCUAUUGCGUCCAUUUUGUCCAACGACAAGCGUGAUGCUCAAAUGUGGCUGAAGGCAGCCCUAGCUGCAAUCGACACAUGUGACGCUUCUAUCCCCGGCGACGACGACAUUCUCUCGGUAAGGAGUGUAACCUUUCGCCAACUCUGCAACAUUGCCGUCGACAUCAACAAGCACAUGAUGGGCGUUGCAUCCUAA
Sphenostylis stenocarpa is the source of this 612-nucleotide messenger RNA. NCBI's taxonomy places the organism in Eukaryota, Viridiplantae, Streptophyta, Magnoliopsida, Fabales, Fabaceae. The record is from the annotation of a GenBank genome assembly.